UGUGAGGCCGGUUGCGAACUUGCGACUAAAUUGUACUCCUCCUUCGUACUAGAAGUAAUUACCAAACGCGCUUUUUCAUUUCAUAUUCGCAUUUAUAUAAAACUGCUUUUGAUUCCACCGCGCUUUUCCCUUCCAUAAAUCACACCCAACGAAUAUUCCCUUUCAUUUCCUUUUCGCUUUCUCCCCCAUUUCAUUCCAAUCGAAUCAACACUUUCACAAAUGAAGAACGAUUGGUUACCAUGGAUGGAUUCAGAUCCAGACUUAUUCCCAUUAGAACCAUUCAUCAACAACUUUCUACGCUCUCAUUUCCUACAAUCCUUUAUACAAAACUCUAGAACCUUCCACGUUCCAGGAACUUCGGCAAUCGAAGAGACCUUUGGCCGCGUAUCGAAAUUCGCCGGCGCGGUGUUGUUUUGGGUUUCCGGUGGUGGAUCGAAUGCCUGUGGCGGUUCUCUUCGAUUUGGAGGCGGUUCUGGUAAUAUGAAUAUGAAGGUUAAGCCUGUGAUUGGUAAUAAUGUGGCUGGGUUUGGGUUUCCUUUUGGUUUUAAAUCAAAGAGGAAAUCUUCUGAACGUGUGACUUUGGGGAAGAUUUCGAGUUCCUUGGUUAGCUUGUUUUGGAGAGAAGCUAAAAGGAUUCAAUCAUGCUCUGUUUUGUCGCUUGCUGCAGCUUUGGUGCCGCCAAUUCAAAACUUGUCAUCAAAACUACUAUCUGGGCCAAUGCAGGAUCCUGAUAUGCAAAUACAUGGAAGCAUGGACCAACUGCCUAAGGAGGUUGAGCGCCAAAGAUGUCCUCGCCUAUCAAUUUCUGAGUUGAACCUAGCCAACUCUACCAUGGAACCUAAAACAGGCAUUGAAUUUCCUGUGGUUCUGGAUAGUUUAUCAGCGGGAGAGCAGAGUUCCCGCUCUGAUGCCGAGGUCCUUGUUGGAACGGGAUCUAGAACCAUGACAAUUGUUAAAAUUAAGUCACUAAAGAUCUAUGCUUUUGGAUUUUAUGUUCACCCGAACUCCCUCUGUGAGAAGUUGGGCCCAAAAUAUGCAUCAAUUUCUGCAGAUGAAUUGAAUGACCAUAAUGAUUUCUACCAGGAUCUUCUAAGGGAAGAUAUCAGUAUGACUGUUAGGCUUGUCGUAAAUUGCAAAGGGAUGAAAAUUAACAGCGUGAAAAAUGCUUUUGAGAAAUCACUUAGAGCUCGACUAGUUAAGACAAAUCCAUCUGCAGACUUUGAUUGCCUUUGGACAUUUGGUUCAUACUUUACAGAGAAUAUCCCAAUACCUUUGGGAACAGUAAUUGAGUUUAAACGGACAGUUGAUGGGCGUCUGAUUACUGAAAUUGGUGGCAGUUACGUUGGAAGUGUCCACAGCAAAGAUUUGUGUCGGGCAUUCUUUGACAUGUACAUUGGAGAUCUCCCUGUGUGCGAACAAGCCAAGAAAGAGAUUGGCAUGAACAUCGCAAAUAUGAUUAGGAGUUGCUGAAACAAUUCUUUUUCUUUCCAAUUGUCCUGAUUUUUAGAAUGGAUAAUUGGAGGGCGGCAUAGAAUAUAUCCCCCAACCUAUAGCAGAAGCAGUUGUUUCAUGAAUUUGAUUUCAAUGUGCUUUAAAAUUGGCCAGAGUUACUUUUCAAGGUUUGUUCUUUUGAAUCAUAGAAAUCAUUAGGGUAGCUCAAGUUAGAUUACUGUUAGAAUUUUUCACUGUUCCUAUUGAUGUUGAUAGGCAUCUCUUUGAUGCCUCUAUCCUAUGUUAGCUGUAUAAUCUUAUUUUAGGGCACUUCUGGAGUUUUUCAAUAUUUUUAUGGAAGUGGUUAUUCACGUGUCUA
Lathyrus oleraceus (garden pea) is the source of this 1810-nucleotide messenger RNA. Its product is annotated as fatty-acid-binding protein 2. Bases 220 to 1470 code for a protein of 416 amino acids. The record is from RefSeq and is a predicted model, not a curated record. Gene Ontology annotation, cellular component: chloroplast stroma. Gene Ontology annotation, molecular function: fatty acid binding; intramolecular lyase activity. The transcript has 10 exons. Lineage: Eukaryota; Viridiplantae; Streptophyta; Magnoliopsida; Fabales; Fabaceae.